Syngnathus acus (greater pipefish) is the source of this 2763-nucleotide messenger RNA. Its product is annotated as tectonic-3-like. Bases 628 to 2361 code for a protein of 577 amino acids. Gene Ontology annotation, biological process: cilium assembly; smoothened signaling pathway. The record is from RefSeq and is a predicted model, not a curated record. The transcript is spliced from 14 exons. Lineage: Eukaryota; Metazoa; Chordata; Actinopteri; Syngnathiformes; Syngnathidae.
GUCAGCCUGCAGCAACAGCUUCGAAUUGACAUCCUUUCAAAGGCUGAAACAAAAACAAAGCCCUGUGUUAAAAAAAACAUGCCUGCGUUAUGAGAAAUGGUCCCGCAUCUAAUCUUAACUUCCGAUCAGGCUGGGAAAAGACAGUCCUUUAUUUUGUCACAUAAGAUUCUGGCGGUGGAUAAACAAUCACAGACCUUAAAAACAAUGGCCUAAGAAUAGCAAACAAAUGUUUUGGCUUUACAAAUAAUCGCAAAUAUAUUUACGUUUAACAAUUCUUCCUUAAUAUGCUAAUUUAUUACAGAAUAUAUUGUACAUUACUGAUGAGAAAUAUAUUUUAGCACCUCUGCUUUUACCGGUAUUUCACAUAACACAAACAGUUUUCUUUCCUUUCUUUUAUGAGCUUUACGGUAGUGGCCCCCAACCGGAAGUCGCUGCUUCAACUUCCUUGGUAACAAGAAGCCUUCGCAACCCUUCCUGUGUAGCAAGUUUAGCUAGCUCCCUCGAAACACGUAUUCGAUAUUUUACAUUUGACUUGGUUUAGUGUGACAUUGCGUUAAAAAGAUGUCUCAAGCUGCUAAAUGUACAACCAACUAGACACCAUGCGCGCCGUGGUCAUUACGUGACGACAUGAACAAGCACCAGUGGCUUCGUCUUCGUUUAGCCUUGGUCGUGUUAUCGGCUGUGUGCUUGGCGCAAACGCGAGCACAGAAGGAUGCAACGCCGACGCAACCCGCGAGUGUAACGCCCCCUUCAGUCAAAAGUACUGGGACUCCCUUUGCAGACAGCCAAACAUCCACCGCUGCAACUGUCUCACCAAGUGCAGUUGCAACAAAUGGGGAAUCUCUCACCUCGGAGACCCCUUCUCCGGGGGUCACCGACGGGGUGACCCCCACCACGGAGUCCAUGAAUGAUACAUUUGGAAGCACUGGGACACCUUUUGAAUUCACCCCAAGUCCCACAGCUUCUAUUGCCCCAUUUGUGAGAGACCCUGAGGUGUGUGCCUGCGAUUUAACUCCUGAUGUCUGCGACAUUGGCUGCUGUUGUGACAUUGCUGACUGUGACGUUGCUGACCUGAGUACUGUGUUCACGGGAUGUCCUCAGAAAGAAACCAAGUCAGGACACUGUAUUGAGAAAUGGCUGAUGUUCCGCGCCAAUGUGGACACUUCCUUGGUCACUGUGACUGAAUCAUUAUUUUGUGUUCGAUCUGAAGUUGAUCACAUCAAGGUCUCCACUGCUCCACUAAAGCUUCCAGUAUUAGGGAACUCUUAUCACUUCUCACCACCGCAACCAAUCAGCGUCGGCCAUAGCCGACAUUUUUAUCGGGCCGACGACGUCAUCCAGACGUACUUCGGCGAUUCAUCCGUCCGAGGUCUCCUUCGUCAGCCGUCUCCAGGACCUGUCGGUGCAUUCUGUCUUAACCGCAAUCCCGCACGCUUCUUGAGGUCCGAGUCUCUGUCCUGUACUCGCAUGGUAACCCCUCAGUCGUGCAGCAAAGAUCCAAAUCUCAGCGCGCUCUCCUACUUCUCGGACCUCAGCCUGAUUAAAAUUCCCAAACCUGCAGAAGAACAAGUGUCUGACCUUUUGAUCGCAGUCACCCCACUUUCUGAUUGGCCUGCACCAAGUGAGAAAAAUAACCUUUGUACAAAUGUAGCAAAAGAGGUGGAGUUUGUCAUCGUGUUCACAAACCGAGGAGAGCUGGAGAGUGCGACGGUGAAUGUGCUUUUAGCUGAUGUGAAAACGGACCAGUUGUUUCAACAAGUGCAUUCGGUUCAAUUCAAGCUGAAGACAGCUCGCCCGUCUCCAACGCCACAGAUUCCCUCAGCUGGACUGCGGGUGGGAGCCAGUGUUCGCGGUCGCUUUAACGGCGUCGUGAAACCCGUGAGUGUAAUGGGGAUGGGGCAAGACGGUGAGUGCUCCUCUGAUCCCGCCGCACGAAUCAGGGUCCUCUUCACGCACAACACAAUUGCAGGCUGCUCAUUUAGUUCUUCUUCCGGAAACUGCACAGAACUGCGUUCCAACAUCAGCAGCAUCUUGCUAGGAGACGCCAUUCCUGACACCAUUGCCAUGAGCUCAGGCUCCCAACCAGACUGGACCAGGGUCCUCAAACAGGAGUGCCCCAUCAGCUCGGAGGAAACAUGUGACUCUGGCUGCACCCUCCCUCACUCGCUCUCUGUGCAAGUACUGUGGGCACGUAUGGGCCUCCUAGAUCUCCCUCAGAGCUACAUCCUGGGUGUUAAAUACCUCUUUCGAUGUCGAAAGUUGCAGUGUCCUCUGUCGUCGCCCGUCAGACUAACCACCGAAGUGGCCUUUGCCGACAUGACGGUUUACCCCAAACCGCCACUGGAGUUCGGGUCGCCUUGACUGGCGGCACUGCAGAUCAGGGCAGACUCAUUUCUGUUGCGGUUAAGGUCACAUAGAGUUUAACGCUGCUCACAGCUAACAGGAUUAGAAUUCUUCACCAGGCAGCUGGACAAGAGAAAUUCUACACAAACAUUGGCUGACUGCUUUAUUGAAAGAUUAGUGAUGUGUUUUUGUACAUUCUUAGUCAAGGUGUAUUUUUGUUGUACGCUGCUCCACUUGUAGCUUCUCCUUUUACUCAGGUUAGUUCCCCUGCGCUCUUUUCUCCUUCUUCCCCGCGGGGCGGAUGUAGUUGAGAAGGUGGACAAUUGCAGCCGGUGUUAUUCCUUGCAAACGUGUAGCGGCGCCCAGCUGAGGGACACAAUUUGUUUCACCUCAAAAUAAAAAUGGAUAUCUUGAAAUCUA